Molecule: messenger RNA, 810 nt
Organism: Didymodactylos carnosus
Lineage: Eukaryota; Metazoa; Rotifera; Eurotatoria; Philodinida; Philodinidae
Source: the annotation of a GenBank genome assembly
CCAAUUUUGUCCAUAGAAACUCAGGUCAAAACUAGAAUUCUAACUUUGUCCGGGCGAAAUUAGAAUUCCAAUUAUGUCCAGACAAAUUCGGAAUUUGACCGAAUUCUAAUUUUGUCCGCAACAUAUACGUACUCUUUCUUUCUUUUAACUAUUCACAUAGACGGAUUCAUGUUAUCUACUUCUUUAUGCACAUUCACGCGACAAGUUUAUUUUUCAAAGACGCAAGAGACCAAAGUCCAUGCCUCUUUUUGACUAAGCCGUUAAAUGUGCACACCAAAACAAUGAAUCAUCUCCUUUUAGAAAAAAGAAAACAAAAUGCACCACGAAUUUCGAGUAAAAACCUAAUAUGAAAAUACUUUUUACUUGCCCAGCUACGCAAAUGAAAUUCACUGCUCACUUAUAUGAGCAAACAUAUCUACUGCAAUAGUACAUCGGGUCAAACGUGUUUGCUCACAAUUUCAAUUUCAAACAAUUCUCACAUUGUCUUUAAAAAUAAUAUCUAUCCUUUUUUCUUAUCUGUAGUCUGCAGCGGCACGUCAAACGACUUCACAAAGCUCACUGCCGAUUAUUUCCGGUUUAACACAAUCGAAUUUAAAAGCGAAUCCUUUAAGUUUACGUGUAGUUGGUGCAUUAAAUGGUUUAAAUAUUCGGCUCACGAACAAUUUACAUCAGAUUGCAAAUCCUAUGAUUGCAACAUCAAUUGUGCCUUUUCGUUUCGUUAAUCUACAAAAUCAAACAUUGACUAGUAGUCAGCCGAUAAUUAUUCGAGUUAUGAAUUCAUUGUCUUUGACUUUAAUCAAAGAAGAUUGA